This is a messenger RNA of Nematostella vectensis (starlet sea anemone), 1562 nucleotides long. RefSeq lists its product as uncharacterized. Lineage: Eukaryota; Metazoa; Cnidaria; Anthozoa; Actiniaria; Edwardsiidae. The record is from RefSeq and is a predicted model, not a curated record. The transcript has a single exon. Bases 533 to 1384 code for a protein of 283 amino acids.
UUCAAGGUCGUUAACCAUUGUAGAAUGUAUCAGAGCAGGGCAAACUCACAACCACUAGCACCAUUGUUUAACUCCCUUCAAUAUCAAUUUAAUUUAGAAUUCACCUUAUACAUUCAACGCUCAUAAAUUUUUCAUUAUCAAGAGUUAUUCGUUAUUUGCCCGAAAACAUAACUUCUAUCAGUGAAAUUUUUCACCAUUUCAAGUAAAAGCAAACACUUCUACCCAAACUAGAAAUUAACAACGCGCCGAACAAUAGGCGAAUUAUGAUUAUAAGCAAUGUAAAUUGAUGGGUCUAUGACCAAUAGCUGAGAACGAAAGGAACAAGCGAUUCCCUCAUGAAUAUUGAUAAGUGCACCUGCGGAAGACAAUUAACACAGUUAUGAAAGAGUCUAAAGCGAUACAGAGGGGCUGGCGCAAGGGAUCAAUAAAUAGCCGGGACUGAGCGCAAAUCAGCAUUAAUCGCAGAGUGCAUUGCUUAACACGCGCAAACCCAAACCCAAGUGUGUACGAUACUAAGGCCACAGUCGGUACAAUGACUUCUAAAAAGAACGGAAAUGAUGCGAAAGUGAGCGGAAGAAAGGAAAGUGCGGAUUUCCUUAAUUCUGGAAGUUCGUUGCUGAAUUUCAUGAACCUUGCAUCGGGCAAUGUGAAGACGGCUCUUGAAAAACCUGCCAACUUCAAACGCAAUAUCAACCAUCGCCGAUACCUCCAGAAGCAACUGAGAAACUACUCCAAACGGAAGACGGACUCUCCGGCGAAGAAAUCCUCAAACAAGAUCAAAGCUAACGAAAAAGUGCUGAAAUCACAGGCGCUGCGCUACAUGAAGGGCAUAGCUGAUGCAAGGCGCCCAGAAAUGAAGUCUAGUUUCCCUGACAGAGAUAGAAACGCUUUGAGAGAGCGUAACAUUGCUCAAAAUUACUGGCCCGAAACCGCCGCAUGUACACCGCAAGAGUUUUCCUCUUUGAACUACCAACCCUUUGGAUACCCGCGCAACGAGAACCCGAUAGACUUUACAUCCGUAUCGCUGGAGAAUUUCCUUGCGGACGCAACGUGUGAAUACGAAGUGAACUCCACUCCUGUGGACUGCAUCCCCGCUAUAGAAGCUGAGCCCGUUAUGGAUUCGGAAUUCAUGACUGGGGAAGAGCUCACGAGGAAUCUAGACAUAAAAGACUUGUAUGUGCCUGACUUGUACAGCGCGGAUCGACUCUUGACGGAUGUCCAGGAUGCGCUUCAACCCUCCGAACAGAUCUCACCCUCGCAAUACUUCCUACCUUCGCCUUCACCGUACGGCAUCGCAGAACCGAGUUAUUUCAACUUCGACCACGAAGGCCUCCCGCCCAUCGCAAUGGCGUUCUUAAGCCCGGGUUCUCUAACACAUUACUAAAGCCGUUUUAGGUGUAGGUUUUGAAAUUUCGAUUAUGAAACAAGACAUUUUUUAUCACAAUGUAAAAUACGAAAGAAAUAUUAAUAUUCCGAAAUUAAAAUCGAAAUAGAGUCUGUCAGGCAAAAACAAUGUAUAUAGCUGAAUUGAAAAUGUCAUUAAAAUGAAGUAUUUUAAGAUA